CAAGGAUAUGGGUCAACUACAAAGUGUGAAAAAUUACAAACAACUUCAAAUAACUGGCUCCAGCGCAUGAAAGAGUUAACAAAGCAGCUUCCUAGAAAGGGCUUACGAUUGUGCAGCUGCUACAGGAAGACCAGACCAGGUGCAGCUAAACUGGGAGUUGUAGUCCCCCCCCCUUCCCUUCGCCAAGAAUGCACAGUAGUUGCAUUAAAAUCACCAUGCAAUGCAUAUGCGUGAGAUUUAGUAGAGCUGUAGGUUCCAUCGCUUUAUCUUAACUCGGAUAAUGAAAGCAACACCCAAGAGCUGAGAAAUUAGGCGCUGCUACAUCUAGGACAAUGAGCGUAGUCCUUAUAGACCUCUAAAUCCUGAAAGUCUAGCUAUACUCCACACUGGCAAAGAGAGAAGUGAGUGCAAUGGGGGGGGGGGGUAUAAAAAAAAAAAUCUCCGGGUUGUGCAAAAGCUGAUCUCAACUCCAGAAAAGCAAAUGAAACAAUCUAACAAAAAAUGUUGCAAAAAUUUCAGAAGAAGCAGCCUUUAUCCAAGAGCAGUGCAAAGUCCAGGAGCAGGUUGAGGGGUGCCAUGCCAAACUGAAGGGGUUUUGUAGCUACUAGCAUCCUAGUAGACGAGCCAGGAGGUUGCUGCUGCUGCUGCUGUAGUCAAGAGGGGGAUCAUCUCUCCAAACCCCCCCUCCUCCUCCUCCUCUUCCUCCUCCACUCCCACCUCCCCCUCGUCCUCCUCCUCCACUCCCAGCCUCUCAGCUAGCUGAUGCCUGCACACAGCACAUACUGAGCCAGGGGAAGAGGACACAACACACUCAACUCUUGCUUCUUCUUGCUGCUGCUGCCGCCGCCGCCGCUUCUUCAUCUCUUCUUCUUCUUCUUCUGCAUCUUGGAGGUCAUUGCAAACCUGAACUUGAGCUGGACAUUUCCUAGUGACUAAGAAGUUUGCAAGAGGAAGGGGGGGGGGGGAUUGGCCCACUUUGCUCCCCCCCUAUUGUUUGUGCUGGAGCCUGGCACCAAUCAUUGGCAGGAGGGAGCUAAGAAGGAGGAGGAGCAAGCACAAACUCGCCCCUUGCAAGCAAUGUUUUCCCCUCCUGUCAGCAGUGGGAAAAAUGGACCAACGUCUUUGGCAAGUGGACAUUUUACCGGGCCAAAUGUAGAAGACAGAGGUAACUCAGGUUCCUGGGGGAGCAGUGCACAUCCGAGCCCGUCCCGGAAGCUGUCAUGCAGUGUGCAGGCCAGUGUUCAUCCCCCCCGGAGGUGGCUGCAUAAUUAUGGGGAAGGAGGUCAUUAUGAACACAUGGCAAGCAGGGACCUGACGUCACAUGACAAUCUCUCCCCUCCGUACGUCAAUUCAAGAUUACAAAAUAAAUCAGACAGGACUUCAUAUACGUGUUUCGGGAGAGACUCAGAGAUACAGGGCUGCCAUCAGCAAAGCCUGCUCGGAGGUGACAUGAACAUUGGGAAUUCAGGAGCUCUCUCACCCACAAAGCCUGGCUCACAGUACUAUCAUUAUUCAAGCAAUAACUCCAGGAGGAGGCCUUUUCACAGCAGCUCAAUGGAGGUACAAGCGAAGAAAGUUAGAAAAGUGCCCCCAGGUUUACCCUCCUCAGUUUAUGCCCCAUCAGCAAGCACUGCCGACUACAAUAGGGACUCACCAGGUUAUCCAUCCUCGAAGCCAGCUUCCAGCACUUUCCCUAGUUCCUUCUUCAUGCAAGAUGGUCACCAUAGCAGUGACCCAUGGAGUUCGAGUGGAAUGAACCAAGCAAGUUAUGGAGGGAUGUUGGGCAAUUCUUCUCAUAUUCCACAGUCAAGCAGCUACUGCAACUUGCAUCCACAUGACCGUUUGAGCUAUCAAUCACACUCCUCAACGGACAUCAAUUCUAGUCUUCCUCCAAUGUCCACGUUUCACCGGAGCAGCACCAAUCACUAUAACGCCUCUUCCUGUACGCCGCCUGCCAAUGGAACAGAAAGUAUUAUGACAAACAGAAGCAGCGGACCAUCGGGAAGCUCGCAGACCGGGGAUGCGCUGGGAAAAGCUCUAGCAUCAAUCUAUUCACCUGAUCACACCAACAACAGUUAUUCUUCCAAUCCUUCAACUCCAGUUGGGUCUCCGCCAUCUCUCUCAGCAGGCACAGCUGUUUGGUCAAGAAAUGGCGGACAGACUUCCUCCUCUCCUAACUAUGAAGGCCCCUUGCACUCUCUACAAAGCCGAAUUGAAGACAGAUUGGAAAGAUUAGAUGAUGCGAUUCAUGUAUUAAGGAACCAUGCAGUGGGGCCUUCAACGGCCAUGCCAGGAAGCCACAGCGACAUGCACGGAUUAAUUGGACCAUCUCACAACGGAGCUAUGGGCGGCAUGGGGUCGGGAUAUGGAACUGGCCUUUUGUCAGCAAACAGACAUUCCCUAAUGGUGGGAUCUCACCGAGAAGACGGUCUACGAGGGAAUCACUCACUUGUGCCAAAUCAGGUGUCCGUGCCGCAGCUACCCGUUCAGUCGGCCACAUCGCCAGAUCUAAAUUCCACCCAAGAUCCGUAUCGAGGCAUCCCAACCGGUCUGCAAGGACAGAACUUGUCUCCGGGAAGCUCGGAAAUCAAAUCAGAUGACGAAGGAGAUGAAAAUCUUCAAGACUCGAAAGGAUCUGAAGACAAUAAAUUAGAUGAUGACAAGAAGGAUGUCAAAUCAAUUGCGAGGUCAAGAUCUAGCAAUAACGAUGAUGAGGAUCUGACCCCAGAGCAAAAAGCAGAGAGGGAGAAAGAAAGAAGAAUGGCAAAUAACGCCCGUGAGCGCCUCCGAGUUCGUGACAUCAACGAGGCCUUCAAGGAGCUGGGAAGGAUGGUUCAACUUCACCUUAAGAGCGACAAGCCCCAGACCAAGCUUCUUAUAUUACAUCAAGCUGUAGCCGUGAUUCUUAGCUUAGAGCAGCAAGUCCGAGAAAGAAACCUAAAUCCUAAAGCAGCAUGUCUAAAAAGAAGAGAAGAAGAAAAAGUCUCCUCAGAUCCUUCACCUUUGUCUCUUUCAGGACCCCAUGGUGGAAUGGGGGAUGCAUCCAAUCAUUUGGGACAGAUGUAAAAAGGUCCAAGUUUCUUUUUGCAUUUCUUCAUUUAGGCAGGAAGCCACUUCCUUAACAGCUGUAUUAUCUUAAACCCAUAUAAACAUUUCUCCCCAGACCUUUUUGUAAAGUAAAAUAAGACAAGUCUGAGUAGAUAUAUGCAUUACAGACGCAAGAGGUUUCAGCAUUCCCUACGCUAGAAGAGCGCAUCUCGGAGGAGGACUCUCAACGUAUCCUACAGAAUGUCCGGAGCAGUACGUUCAAGGCUACAGUGACACAGCCUAGACAGUGAAUGGCAAUCUACUCCACGCCGUGGAUCAAUGCAUUUGUGCCUAAACUUUUGAAAAAAAAAAUAUAAUGAAUUUGUAAGUCUGAAAAAAAAUAUUUAAUUUAAAAUUGUAUACUUGCAAUAAUGAAAAAGUGUACUUCGGGGGGACAAAAAAAACACAAAAUAACAAAAAAAAAGACAAGUUUUUGUUGAUGUUGAAUUCCACUAGUGUUUAUAUUUUCUGGAGAAAAAAACUGGGUUAAGCGGGGGUGGGGCUUUGGUGGCCGGAUAUUUACAAAACCAGCAAGUGUCCGAUUUAACAAAAAAUAAAAUAAAAAAUGAAGUGAUGAUAUUAGCCAUUCCUUUAGGGUAGGAGGAACAGAUGGAUCUAAUAGACCUAUGACAAAUAUAUAAAUAUAUAUAUAAAUAUAUAUUAAAAUGUAGUGCAUAUGGUAAACUUUGGUUCAUUUGUUUUAAAAACUGUUUUUGCUCCUGUAUAAAUAAUAAUGAUGAAUAACUUUUUUAAAAAAGAGACUUUACUGUAAAUAGUUUUUUUUUGUGCGUCUUUUCUGUCCCUUUUUUUUUUUUUCCUCGUUUUUGUUCUUGUGACUUGUCAUGUGAACUCUGUGGGGGAGGUAAUGCAGGAUAAUACGCUGAGCCUAGAGUUGCUUCUCAGUCAUGAAACAGAGUUGUUAUUCCAGUUUAUGGGAAAGCAGGUCUUAAGACACACCAUGUACAUAGUGCAGGCAGCAAAAAAAAAAUAAAAAGUUAAAAAAAAAUAUAAAAAAAUGGCAUCUUGAGUUUUGCCAAGCUGCACAUUUGACUCUAUUCUGGGAUUUUUUCAUAGGUACAAGGUUAGAAUGCUACAAAAUGUUACCACUGUGCCUUCCAAUGUUUGUAUCAUCAUAAAAAAAAAUAAUACUUAAAAAAAAGGAAAAAAAAAAUUGUAAGUGGCUGUGAUAUAGCUAAGCAAUUACAAGUGUUAACUACAUAUGUAGCUGAAGCGGUAUGCAACAAGAAUAUAUAUUUUUUUCUGAUGUGGUCGGAAUAUUUGAUAGGUGUCUACUAGGAGAAUUUGUGUGCUCGAUGACCACUUGCUGCCAUUUGUAAAAAAAAAAAUAGCAGUUUCAUGGCCCAAUCUUGGAAGGCGUUAUGACUGGGGGGUGGGCUACCUUUAUGAGUACGCAACCAUCAUCUACAAGUUUUUUUUUAGGUUUUUGUGGGCCAGUACGAAUGUGAUAUGUUUUUGGAUUUUUAAAAUAAUUUUUGCAACAGCUUGGCGUCACUUUCCUUGCCGAUAUUGGCAUGUACUGACCUUGCUACCACUACAGAUUCUAUCAGAUACAGUAUCAUCUCUAUACUGUCCUCGUCACCAGGCAUUUGCUAGAUUUAUUUUAUUUUUAUUUCCAGCCACACAAACUUGCCGUGUAGUAAACUCUAUCCCUCAUUUUAAGUAGGAUUAUCACCAUGGAAAAAUGCCCUAACAUUGGUCUAAACGUCCAUCUGUUCUCCAGCUAUAUACAUUCAUUUGUAAAUUUUAUGCAACAAAUGACAAAGUAUCAUUAUUUUGAAAUUGUGUAUGUAAAAUUUAUAUUUUUUACAUGUAGACUUGUUAUUAUGUGUUUUAAUAUGUUGUAUUGGAUUUUUUUUUUUUAUCUGUGUAGUUGACAAAAAAAAUCAACUUUUAAAUUGAAUUUUCAAAAAUGUUUUCCUUUUUUUUUGUGUGUUUUUGUUUCCAUUCAUGAACAAGACUGAAGGUUUCCCUGUCAUCAUUUCAUAUCUUUCAUAUGUAUGAUGAAAAAAAUCUGUAAAUAUGUUAAAUGUGGGGAAAAUGAGAUGCCGUCAUCGGUUUUAUACAUUUCUUUUGUAAAUGUGGAGGUGGAUUUAGGGUUGUUUGUACAUUACGCUAUAAAGAAAUCAAUGGGUUUAUCUCCCCUUGCCCUUGAUGUUAUUUCAUUUAACAAAAAAAAAUUGAAAAAUAAUAUUGUACGUUGUAUUAUGAUCUUUUUGCCCAUUUUCAAAGGUUAUACCUUGAAUAGUUUAUUCCAACAUAAUAUGGGUUAAAAAAAAUAAAAAUUAUUCUCUGCACAGGUUAUUGUAGAAUAUCGCAACCCUUUUGGUGCUUUUUCAGUGUCAGUAUGAAAUGUUUCGAAAUUUUUGCGAAUUUCUAAUUAAGAGGCGAAGGGAUAAAAACUGCAGAGUAAUAGCAAUGUGGGCAUGAGUACUGUAUAAUAAUAGAGUGAGUAUAUAACUGAACAAUGAUGUAAACCUAUCUGACAACAUAAAGUGGUGCUUCUAUUUUUAACUGAAAGUUGACGUGAAUGCUUCUUUUUCCAAGCUUGAAAUAUUGCGUAACUGUCUUUUCUGUUUCGCCAUUAACACGUAAAGAAUAAUUCCAAUUCUAUUUGUAGGCCAGUCUCAGUUGCACAAAAAUAUUGACAUACCCUAAUAGUCAUACAUUUUAUUUGCAUAGGGUUUUAGAUAUCUUUUUUUCUAACAAUCCUACAUGGUUUAGAUAAAAUUUGUAUAACCACAGCAUUUCAUACAGGCAACUAGACAAGGAUUGGAUCAGAGGUGUGACAUCUGAGCCCCAAUUCAAAAUCUGUAACAGCCGCCCCCACAUGCCUACUAGAUAAUACUUGCGUAUCCUGUGUUACUGCUACCAAGGUCCUGUGUUACUGCUACCUCUGUACCCCCUUUAUCGAUGGUAUUCUUUAUAGUGGUUGAUAUAAAACUGUAAAGUGCCCCUCUGUACCUAGUGAGGGCACUGCCCAGUCCAAUUCAAGGCUCAACAAUGCAUAAUUUUAUUUUUCUUUAGCCAGUUAUACAACCUAAUUUGUUAAAGGAGUAGCCACGGCAUGAGAUCCCCCUGAAUGUGGUGUCAUAAUGUAAAUUUGAGGGACCGUAAUGGGGUCUCCAAUUACCCCUGGUAAGGCAAGUCAAUUGGCUGGUUAGUUCCAUGGGGGGGGGGGGGGGGGGGGUGAGAAUCAGAAUAGCUGACCCCCCCCCCAGUGUACAUAUGACACAUGUUUUAUUUUUUAUUUUUUUAUUUAUUUUAAUAAAAGAUUGUCAUGAGAUCCACCUCCACAUUCAAUUCAGGAUAUGUUUCACCUGACACAGAUUCUGUCUUAUAGAAGGGAAGUCUUUGCCACUUUCCUUCAUCUAGGGGCAAAGAACAGGAAAAUGAAACUGUUAACCCAACCAGCAAUGCAACUAGUUCUGGUUCAGUCUUCCAAUUUCCCACAGUUUUUCUUUUUUUGAAGGGGAAAGGGUGGUUGAUAGGAAUCUUGGAGUUGCAAAAAGUUUAAUUUUGCCACAUUAGGCAAAGGUAGGAUAUUCUGUGUGUCAUAAGCACCAAGUGGUACCUCCCUAGAGGAAAGCAGCACAGUAUCCGAACAAAGAAGCACAAAUAAAAACUGGAGCAAAAAAAUUCUCAAGACUGAACACCGAUCCUGGCAUAUCGAGGUACCAAGCCUUUGUGUACCCCUCAUUCUUUGCCACUAAGGACUUGAAGUUGAUGCAUUUUUGUGCAGUGCUGGGCUCUCAAUAUUAAUUUCAAGUAUUAUAGACAUAUGUAAUGGUGAAAAUUUAUGAACUGUGGCCUUUUUCAUUGUUACUUGUAAUGCAAUUAAGUAAAGAUAAGGAAAAAAAAAGCAGAAAUUCACCAUGUAUCAGUGCCUGGCUUUUAUUAUAACGUUUCUUUUGUCUAGUGCUCUUUUUGCUAUUCAAAUAGACUGUAGUAUUCCCUAAAGCAUAAAAUAAACAAAAUUAAAAAAUAAGAAAAAUAUAUAUUUGGCUUACAUUCAAGAUUUUUUUUGUUUUUCUCUUUUUUUUUUACCAUCGGACAAUUAUUGGAAUUGUAUGAUUCUGAAUAUUUCUCUGGAAUCAUCAACUUAAAAUCUCAUUUUUUAUUUACUAUUUAUACUUCGUUCUUUAACUCGUGUUAUAAAGAUGCAAUUGUAUGGUGGUUCCCUUUCCGUUUUCUAUACUUCUUUUUUUUUAUUGGUCGCAGAGGGGGCAUUUUAUUUGCGGCUGAACAAAUACAUGAGAAAAAAAAUAUAAAAAAAAAUUGGAAAAUUACGAAAUAACAAAAAAAAAAAAAAAGAACAGUUACACCUUGUUCUCAAUGUGUGGCUGAGUGCCUCGAUUUUUUUCAUGUUUUGGUGUGGUUCUGAUUUGUAGAAGUGUCCAAACAGGUUGUGUGCUGGAGUUUCUUUGAGAAAAAAAAUGCACAGCUUAGUGUAGGCCAUUACCUGUCUCUCAACAGUAGUUAUUCAAUGCAGCCAUGUACAUAACCGUUAUGUAGCAAUAAAUGUGCCGUUUUUAUAAACUG
This is a messenger RNA of Bufo gargarizans (Asiatic toad), 7647 nucleotides long. RefSeq names its product transcription factor 4 (gene TCF4). Bases 1078 to 3066 code for a protein of 662 amino acids. The record is from RefSeq and is a predicted model, not a curated record. Gene Ontology annotation, molecular function: DNA-binding transcription factor activity, RNA polymerase II-specific; RNA polymerase II cis-regulatory region sequence-specific DNA binding; protein dimerization activity. The transcript has 20 exons. Lineage: Eukaryota; Metazoa; Chordata; Amphibia; Anura; Bufonidae. Gene Ontology annotation, biological process: regulation of transcription by RNA polymerase II. Gene Ontology annotation, cellular component: transcription regulator complex.